CGUACUGAAUAGAAACUUAGCAAAUCAAGAAUCAACUGUCCAGUGGAGGAAAAAGUUCCAAGUCCGACGUUCUGAAUCCUUCCACUGUCGACCACUUUAAACUCUUCAAACCCACAAAAAGAGUUCUUUAAAAAUAAGGACGAAACAAACACGAUGUUGUCUUCUUUGUCACUGCCCAUUAUCAAUGGAGGGCAACUGUCUUCCUCUGGUUUUCGCACUUCUGUUGGUCUCAACUGCUCUCUAUUUUCCAGGUGGGGUUUGCAAAGAGAGCAAGAUGUGAGAUUGUCUCCUCGAAGAACAAGGAGUCAAGCAAUCCGUGUCCUGGCAAAUCCAAAUGUAUCUCCAGAUAAACAGAAGUCAAACAAAGAAGUUGUUAUGGUUGAUCCUUUGGAAGCCAAGAGAUUAGCAGCAAAACAGAUGGAAAAAAUUAAAGCAAAAGAGAAGUUCAAAAAACGUCGUCAAAUUGAAGCAAUCAACGGCGCAUGGGCCAUGAUCGGGCUUACUGCAGGAUUAGUCAUUGAAGGUCACACUGGAAACAGCAUUCUAGCUCAGUUGGCUGGAUACUGGGCUGCUCUUGUUGGUUUCUUCAUGAGAUAGGCACUGGUUUCAACGAACCGUUGAUAUCAACUCUGUCAAGUAGUGUUGACAUUGGAAAUAUGAGAUGCUGUAAAGUAAUGGAUAUAUCAUCCCUCCGUCUCUUUCUUUGUUUCUACUGAAUUCAUGUCCAACGAAUACUAAUGUGAAUAUUGUCACACUGCUCAUUUCUUGAAAUUAAUAGUUAUUGGUGGGAUUCGUUGAAGUUA
This is a messenger RNA of Sesamum indicum (sesame), 803 nucleotides long. RefSeq lists its product as uncharacterized. Lineage: Eukaryota; Viridiplantae; Streptophyta; Magnoliopsida; Lamiales; Pedaliaceae. Gene Ontology annotation, cellular component: chloroplast thylakoid membrane. The record is from RefSeq and is a predicted model, not a curated record.